Messenger RNA from Lachancea meyersii CBS 8951, 621 nucleotides. The record is from the annotation of a GenBank genome assembly. NCBI's taxonomy places the organism in Eukaryota, Fungi, Ascomycota, Saccharomycetes, Saccharomycetales, Saccharomycetaceae.
AUGACUGCAGAGAACGAAAGACGGCCCUUGGGAACGGUAUCCAAAUCGCGGAUGAACCAGCUGAAUGGGCUCACGACGACCGACAUGCCGACGAAAAGCAGUUCUCUCAAGCUGCCCUCGAUCACGUCCAUCAUUUGCGAGGACUCGGAAAGGUGCAAUGAACGUCAAACGCGCGACAGAAACGUGCAAGGCGUAGAUUUGGACGAAGUUACGCGCAAGCUCAAAAUUCGCAUGCAGAUGGCGUACUACAAGUUACAAACCAAGCAAACACGUCUAAGGUUCCGCCAGGUAGUACAUGCGAAGGCCAAGCUUGGGCCUGCGCCGGAAGGUCUCGACGAAACCCUCAACGCCAACGAGAAAACGGCGUCGUUUCCGGUGACAGCAAUGGCGCUGUCGCCUUCAGCACGGCACCCACAUGGCAUCGGCAAGCCCACUCGCCGACUAGUGAUGUCGCAGGGCUCGCUUCGCACACCUGUCAAGCCAUGUUUGUGGAACAGCAACAAUUCUAUGGCAGCAGCAGGCGGACGAACGCCGUUGCACACGUUUGAUUCCAACCAGGCCACUCCGAUGUCUGUGAAAGCCGCGAAAUCCUUAAUAGACCUAUUCACCAGCAACCAGUGA